This is a messenger RNA of Penicillium argentinense, 2616 nucleotides long. RefSeq lists its product as uncharacterized. The record is from RefSeq and is a predicted model, not a curated record. The coding region runs from base 1 to 2616 and encodes 871 amino acids. Lineage: Eukaryota; Fungi; Ascomycota; Eurotiomycetes; Eurotiales; Aspergillaceae. Gene Ontology annotation, biological process: nuclear inner membrane organization. Gene Ontology annotation, cellular component: microtubule organizing center attachment site; chromosome, centromeric core domain; mitotic spindle pole body. The transcript has 4 exons.
AUGGCGCUCUUUUCCAAACGACUGGCUUGCUUUUGCUGCGGGUAUCGCUCUAACAAGCCGAUCCAGGCAGUUCCUGGCGGCAUUCGAAAAUUCCACUGCGAUCAUUGCGAGGCGGAUAAUUACAUCGACCAGAACGGAGAGAUUACAGACCCCCCCACUGCUGAGACCAACCCACACCCUUACGGAAGCGAUGCGCAGAGCCCCCGCUUUGAGUCGAUUGGCUUCGAACAAUCGGACCUGUUUUGCUCUCGAUGUGUUCGCAACCAACACCUUCUUACCCACGCCCUUGCCGCCUACCAACCUCCUUCAGACGACCCUUCCUUGGAUCACGAAAGCCACUAUGUUCAGUAUCAGAAAAGCCAGGAAUCCCUGUACCCCCAAGUUUGCGACAAGUGCGAGCCUCGAGUGAGACAGCGCAUCAAGCAGGCUGGGUACGAAGCAAAGGCAGAUCACCUUCGUCGCAUGAUGGACCAAACGCGCGCUGGAAAGACCGCGCGCCAGGCACGCAACCGUAGCUGGCAGAGUCUCCUGGUCUAUAUCGGUGCUCUGUUUUUCUGGGCAAGUAUUGCUGGACAACUUGCUUGGUCUACGAUUGGUGGUCUCACGGCCCCGUCAACCUCGUUCGAAGAUAGCGACAUUCCCCUGGAUUCACCCCUCCACUUCGCUUCUUGUGUACACCGAGUCUUUGUGUCUGGCAAAUUCCCAACCGAUUGCGCCUUCGAUCUGUCGCCCGCUGCAGGCCAUGCGCUUGUCGCAGGAUUUCUUUCUCUCUGGUGGAACCCCAAGUUGCGCAUGAAGAUUGAAGGUCGGUCUGGCCGCUUCAAGGGCCUGACCGAGUACUAUGAAGUUCAAUUUAUUGCUUUGGUGGUACGAUGCGUGUUCUGGUCCCUGCUCAAGGAUCCCUCUGCAAGUGGCAUUGAGGCAACCUUGCCUGCGGCUUUGCACAUGUUUAUGAUUAUCUUCACCAUCUUGUCUGUCUGCAUCUCCCGGCGUGCUGUCAAAUUCGAUAUUCGUCCUUUGGUGAACUGGUCGGACAACUCGUGGGAGAAAAAACCGCUACGAAGCACCGAAACUUCCCCUGUGUCCACUGCUCGUGCCAGUCCAGUCCAGUUCACGCCGACUGCGAACAACAAUCAGAUUCGUCAGCGGUUCCCCUUCGACAAACUCGCUGGUCCUCGACCAGCCGUGGAGAGCUCCCCAGCGAUUCCUCCUACACCUCCUCCCGAAUCCGACGAUAUGGACUGGACACCAACCAAAGCCCCCCAGGAGAUUCAACCGAGAGUCAGCGUCUACCAACGCAACCGUCCAUCGUCGUUCGAGGGACCAUCUCCAUUCCACGGCAGUCUCCCGGCCGCUCCUCAGCCACCCGCAUGGAAACUUCGCCAAACCCCCGUCCGGCAUACUGAGCAAAUUGUUGAUCCCAAUCCUUUCCACCGGAGCCCACCGCAACAGACCCCAUGGCAGCACCAUUCCGCCAGUCCCGAACCCGUUUUCCGACCUCCUCGAUUCUUCCCUUCAAGUGACCACGAUACUGCGACGGGCCUGGAAACUCUUUUCGACAAUGCCUUUGACCUUGGCUCCGACAAAGCCCCUCGAGAUGAUUGGAAUCAGCCAACCCAGGAACGAAAAUCCUACAAGCCCAACACCCCGCGCCAAAUCAUCUUCCUGUACCUUCGGUUGAUUCUCUUGCUGGCCUCCAUCGUCGUGUGGGUCUUCUCCCAAAACCACCAGCUGGGGAUCCCCGGAAACUACAUCGAGACAUGCGCACUCGGAAGUGCCAGCUUGAUCUCCGGAUUUGCUCUCUUGGAAGUCGUCAAGCGGCCGCUGGUUCAUUGGAAUGGCAUGGAAAUCCUGGUUUUGAUCACCGAGCUUGGUGCAGCUGUCCACCUGGGUGCACAUCUUCCGCAGGAGUCUUUCGAGCGAGAGUAUUUCGAUCGAUAUGGCAAGCUGCUACUGGCAUUCAUGGCCAUUCAAGAGGCGCUGAACUUGUUCUCCUUCUAUCGCGAUGAGUGGGUCGCUCACCAAAAUCCGGAGAACAAGCAUCGAGCACGCUCUCCUUCUCCCAAGUAUGGACAGGCGUCGCAACAUGCGAUUGCCUGGUCCCCUACUGGGUCGUCGGCCAGUAGCCCGACGAUCCCCCAAGCAGACGGCCACCCCCUGUCCUCUUUCCCGUCCUUCCAGCCUGGCGCAGCCAGUAUCUCCUCCGCUCUGCCUUCCGUGCCAAAGCACGGAAUGGCUUCGUCGACCUUCGGAUCUUUCCCGGCGAGCGUGGCCUCGACGGGCCACGCUCGCCACAGCUUCACGAUGGACUCGCUUCGGGCCCGCGAGCAAUUGUCUGACUACGAACAAGAGUCAGACAGCGAGACCAUCUCCACCGAAGCUGAUACCCUGCCGGAUACCACCAACUUCAAUAUCCGGUAUGGGCACAGCGUCGGUGGAGAUGGUCCUCCUUCUGCCCGCCGCGGCCCUUACUCGCCCCGACGCAACGAUCUUGGCCCUGGAUUGGGCGGUCUCAGCCUCGAAGAUCGCCCAACUCCUCGACGGAUGACGCGCAGCCAGACGCAACAGUCUGCGCUGACGCCCGGCCGUCGUUUCCCUAGCCGGGUGGUGUUUUGA